CUUACCAACAUUAUCUUUAGAUCCCUUGCUGAUGAUUAUGUUAUCAGCUCGCGGCCAUGUGUACUCGGCUUUAGAUCUAGCAGCAGGUUACAUGAAGGAGCGAGGGCUUCUGUACGAUAAAGACAAGCAUCCGAGUGGCCUCGUAUCCCUGACAAACGCCGAGAAUUUCCUUAUGCAAGCGAAGAUGCUCCACUUCAUGCAGACUCGGUCUUUGCCAUUGCUCGAACGCUACACCUUAACCUAUCACCAUGGGCCUUUUGGUUCCAAGCGCUUGAGACAAGCGAUGGCCAACUUCAUCAACACUGGAUUCUUGCCGGCCGUUCCCACAACAGUUGAUGAGAUAUCUUUUGUCAGUGGCGUGACCGCACUCAACAACAUCUUGGCUCUGUGCACAACUGCAGAAAACGAAGGCUUACUCGUAGGGAUGCCAAUUUACGGAUCCUUCGCUCCAGACCUACAGACUAUGUCCAACUGUAAAUUGGUCUACACCGUGUUCAAUGACAAGGAUCAAUUUAGUGUUGAUGCAGUUGAUUGCUACGAGCGCUCUCUACAAGAGGCAGAGAAGAGUGGCACAAAGAUAAGAGCGUUGGUCCUUACCAAUCCUCACAAUCCACUUGGUCGAUGCUACCCUCGGGAGACUCUGGAAGCCAUCAUGAGGUUCUGCAACAAGUACAGCAUUUAUCUUAUCAGCGAUGAGAUCUACGCAUUCUCUGUAUACUAUACAGACGAAUCUACCCCGGGAUUCACCUCAAUACUCUCCAUCGAUCUGGCCGGAAUAAUCGACAGCCAGCUUGUCCACGUCCUCUAUGGUUUUUCCAAGGACUUUGCUGCUGCCGGCCUGAGAUUGGGAUGCCUGGUAUCUAGAAAUCCAGAGCUUACAAAGGCUGUGCGGUCUCUGGCGCGAUUCCAUGGCGCAACACCAUUGACAGAUGCUAUCGCUACUAGCAUACUCGAGGACAGAGAGUUCUGCACACAGUUCCUAGAAGAGAGCGCUCGCGCAUUGGGCGAACAUCAAGCGAUUGUAGUGAAGGCGCUCAACGAUGCUGGGAUCCCAUAUGUUCGCAAAGCAAAUGCCGGGUUUUUCCUCUGGAUUGACAUGUCUAUAUGCUUGCAAAGUCUGUCGUGGCAAGCAGAAGACGACCUGAGGCAGAAGCUCUAUGACAAUGGCGUGGAAAUGUCGGCUGGACAUGCAUAUUACGAUGAAAGCCCCGGAAAGUUUCGUUUUAUCUUCUCGGUUGACAAGGACUCCUUAGUUGAAGGCCUUCGGAGGUGA
Boeremia exigua is the source of this 1273-nucleotide messenger RNA. Its product is annotated as 1-aminocyclopropane-1-carboxylate synthase 1. NCBI's taxonomy places the organism in Eukaryota, Fungi, Ascomycota, Dothideomycetes, Pleosporales, Didymellaceae. Gene Ontology annotation, biological process: amino acid metabolic process; biosynthetic process. The coding region runs from base 32 to 1273 and encodes 413 amino acids. The record is from RefSeq and is a predicted model, not a curated record. The transcript is spliced from 8 exons. Gene Ontology annotation, molecular function: pyridoxal phosphate binding; transaminase activity.